AUGAACAGUCAGACCGCUCAGGGUGGCUUGGUGCUAAGUAACAUCUACUUCAAUUACUCUUCGACAAUGUUGAGGCUAACGAAUACUGACGUAACAUGGGGAGUACAGACAUUGAGCUUUGAUUUAGUUAAGAAUAGCGGUCCCAAUUGGCGUUUAUACACUGAAGCGACUUCAAAUCUUGUCAUUUCAGCGUGUGAUACCGAUAGUGGAGUAGCUUCGGGGUCGCUCUGUUUCGAUAAGACCAAUCCUUACAUCGGAAUUGGUACUUUUAGUCCGUCUAAGACCCUACACGUAAAUGGAACGAUAUUAGGGACCGCAUGA
Plasmopara halstedii is the source of this 321-nucleotide messenger RNA. RefSeq lists its product as uncharacterized. The transcript has a single exon. The record is from RefSeq and is a predicted model, not a curated record. The coding region runs from base 1 to 321 and encodes 106 amino acids. Lineage: Eukaryota; Oomycota; Peronosporomycetes; Peronosporales; Peronosporaceae.